AUGUCUACUAAUUUAGACGAUGAUGAUACGCCUCCAGAGCUGGUGGACGUCUCUGUGAUGCCGUCUGACCAGCCUGGGCCUAUAGAGGAGGAGUCAACACUUCGAGUUCCUAUCACGCUAGUUACAGGAUACCUUGGAGCUGGUAAAACAACUUUGUUGAACUAUAUUUUGACGGAGGAACAUGGAAAGAAGAUUGCUGUGAUUAUGAAUGAAUUUGGUGACUCCUCGGACAUUGAGAAACCUUUGACAGUUAACCAGGGCGGCCAGGAAGUCACCGAGUGGAUGGAAGUCGCAAACGGCUGCAUCUGCUGCUCAGUCAAAGACACUGGUGUAAUGGCCCUGGAGUCCCUCAUGGAACGCAGGGGUACAUUCGACUAUAUCCUGCUAGAAACCACCGGACUCGCAGACCCAGGCAAUAUCGCCCCGGUCUUCUGGAUGGACGAGGGGCUAGGCAGCUCCAUCUAUCUCGACGGCAUCGUCACACUCGUCGACGCAAAGAAUAUCCUACAUCUACUGGAUGAGCCCGCACCGGAAGAACAAGCAGGCUCUCACAGCGAGGACCAUGAUCACGGCUCCGGGCCUGUGCUAUCCAUGGCACAUAUGCAAGUUUCACAUGCAGAUGUUAUUAUCCUCAACAAGGUUGAUCUUGUUACGCCCGAGGAGUUGGAAGCCGUACGAGACCGGAUCUCGGCUAUUAAUGGCGUAGCUAAGAUUCAUGUUACGGAUCAUAGUCGGACGCCGCAGAUUGAAGGGGUUGUGUUGGAUUUGCAUGCCUAUGAUCAUCUGGAUGAUUUGGAUUUUAGUAAGAAGGGGCAUAGUCAUAUUGAUCCGGCUAUUUCAACUAUUGCAGUGGUGACACCUCCAAUCCCUGCGGAGAGGGUGCCACAAGUCGACUCAUGGCUACAGUCUGUCCUGUGGGAAUCAACGCUACCAGCGCCAGCCGAUUCAUCACCUGAUACUCACCCGACGAAUUUUGAGAUUCAUCGCCUAAAAGGUAUUUUACGACUUGAAGAUGGUUCAAGUAGGAUCAUCCAAGCAGUUCGCGAUGUUUUCGAAAUUAGGGAUUCCGAGCCUACGCAGACCGACGAUGACAAGCCAUCUCCCGUCCAGUGCAAGAUCGUACUGAUCGGCCGAGGGUUAGGGCCGACUGUAGAUCCUUGGAGGAAUAGCUUCGAGUCAUUUGUUCGUGGGAGGUGA
Molecule: messenger RNA, 1197 nt
Organism: Penicillium daleae
Lineage: Eukaryota; Fungi; Ascomycota; Eurotiomycetes; Eurotiales; Aspergillaceae
Product: CobW family GTP-binding protein
Exons: 6
Coding region: 1-1197 (398 amino acids)
Cellular component (GO): cytoplasm
Source: RefSeq, a predicted model, not a curated record